Molecule: messenger RNA, 1884 nt
Organism: Postia placenta MAD-698-R-SB12
Lineage: Eukaryota; Fungi; Basidiomycota; Agaricomycetes; Polyporales; Adustoporiaceae
Exons: 9
Coding region: 1-1884 (627 amino acids)
Source: RefSeq, a predicted model, not a curated record
AUGAAUAACACAAGCUAUCUGCUGGCCACUCGACUCGUCCUACACUACUCUCGAUGCGGCGUAAGCCAAAGCAUCCUGAACAAUGACACGUAUCAGGCGCUGCAAUGCGUUGCGGGCCAGUCCAAAUCUGGGAUUGGAACCUCAUGUAUUAUUUGUCCGAAUUCCGACAUCGCAGGCGUCGGCGUGAGGGCUGCUUUUUACAUUCAAAGUCUUUUCAAUACUCUCCUCGUCAUCCUAUCGCCAGAAGACGCCGCUGCUAGUGCCUGGGCGGGCGCCCUCCUAACCGCUGCUCUUGUAAUCGCCGCGUUCGUGCAGAAAGCGGCGUCCCCUCCGAGUCUGACCCUGCAUCAUGCAACGCUUAUUCUAAACUCUUUGGCUAUCGCGCCGAUGCUCCCCGUGUGGAAACACCCUUUGCCACUGUCGGAAGCACGCAGAGCACGUACCCUCCAAAGCCAGGAAAGCCUGGCGGAGAGUGAAGAUGCAGUGCUCGCGCGUGGAUUACAAGAGAACCUUACUCGGAAGGAACGACGGAAAACACACAACAGACAACGCGCAGCCAUCACCUUCGCACUCCUAUCGCAGGUCGUAUUUCAAUGGGCGUGGGGCCUGUUCCUGUUCGUCGCCCCAGACUAUAGCCAGCCCGCAUGCAAUCAGGACACAAUCGUAUGGAUCCUCUAUUUCCCGCUCAACGCACAGAACAUCAACGAGGCCGACUAUGCCAUAUGGCCAGCAUGGUUGCUAUUCUGCCUCAGUGUGACGCUCUACUACGCGAUCGCGCUCGCUGUAUUUAGCGGCGAGCGGACGCACAAGGGCCUCUCGAGGGUCUCGACGAUCACGUCUAUCGCUAGCUCCAUGCAGAGCGCGCACACGCCUAUGCCUGUGCAGCUAUACAGGGUUACGAUGGCGGCCGUGCCGACAUGGCGCGACGUGCGCGGGCAGGUCUUUAUGUGGGGCAACGUCGUCGCGGUGAUCUUGUGGACGUCAUAUAUCGUCACGGGCGGCCUCGCGGUUGCGGUCGCGGUCGCAGCCGCGGCGCGCGAACACCGAUGGCGUGCAGUAUCACGAGCUGCAGGAGCUGACGCCUGCCUCGCCGCCUGUCGUGUAGGAUGGCUUGUUGCGCUGUGCCGUUCGGUCGGAAUCGACGUACGGCACCAUCAGUUGUUUGUGCGGCCGCCUAGAGCGAACGACCUCGGAUUGCUGUGUCGCUGCACACCCUGGUAUCUGUCACCACGAUUCCUACAUAUAAGAGACGCGGCAAACUACCUCAAUCGAAGACCCGCGUUCACUAUGGAGUGUAAGCCAGAAUCCCCUGUUCAUCGACAAGUUAUGCACACUAAGCUGAGCGAAACACCUCUUGUACGAAAGGCCACUAGCACGGAUGCAUGUCUUCAAGGCAACACCAAUGCCCGACGCAAAGCUGUCAUCGAAGACAUUGGCGAGACAAUCUCAGAGGUCUCUGUGGAAUACUUCUUAAGCGCCCUCGUUCCUAAAGUGCGCAGAGGCCUGAGUGUUAGCAAGACGAUCGAGAAGCUGAAAGCGAAAGGAGAUAUCACUCCCGAUGGAUAUUGGGCGGGGACUCGACUCCAUGUCUUGAUUGACGCCCUUGAAGUCUUCAAUAUUAUACAUGGUGCCGGUUGGAUCCAUCGUGACAUCAGUUCUGGAAACGUGCUCGCUGAACAGCUCCCUGAUGGUACAAUUGUAGGAAAGGUGGCUGAUUUCGAAUAUGCAACGAGGUUUGGCGAUACUGAGAGCGAGCCUCAUGAGAUGCGUACGACCUCCCCUCGCAAAGUAUACAUUCCGGCAAAGUGGGGCAGAAGCUCGCGGCAGGAGUCGGCAGUGGUGCAGAGACGGCGACGGGCAGCCGAUCCAGAGACGGGCUAUUGA